GCGGCUUUUUCGGGCAGCCGGGGCGCAUCCGAUCCCUUGAUCGUCGUCGCUCUUAAAUCAACAACAUUCCUUCUGCUGUAAACGUGUUGCUGGCUCUCUACUGCUGGCAGACUUGGCAGACUAUAGUGCUAGCUCUCACUGGAGGCUCCCUGUUGUUGAUCGCCAAGCAGAUAUGGCAAAGUACAGUGCCAACACUCCCUGGCGCCUUGCAACUGCUGACCCCCAAGAUAUGGCACCCCAUACUGCUGAUCUGCCAGCUGUAGCAUUCUCUGCAGCUGACUGCCCAAACAUGGCGUUUCUUGCUGAUCACCGACAGUACAUGGCAUGCCAUCCUGGUAACUGCCCAGCCAUGGCAUUUCCUGCUGUUGACUGCCCAACCAUGGUGUCACCAGUUGCUGACCUCCCACCCAUGGCGUUCCCGAAUGCUGACCGCUCUGCUAUUGACUACCCAAACAGAGCAUACCUUGCUGCUGGCCAACGAGGAAUGGAAUUUCCUGUUUCUCACCAACAAGGCAUGGUUUUCUCUGCUAACCAACAAAACAUUUCCUUCCCUACUGCCGACGGACAAGACAUUUCGUUCCGAGCCGCCGACCGACGAGACAUGGCGCUCGGUGCCGCCGACCGACCAGACAUGGCGCUCGGAGCCGCCGACCGCCCAGACAUGGCGCUCGGAGCCGCCGACCGCCCAGACAUGGCGCUCGGAGCCGCCGACCGCCCAGACAUGGCGCUCGGAGCCGCCGACCGCCCAGACAUGGCGCUCGGAGCCGCCGACCGCCCAGACAUGGCGCUCGGAGCCGCCGACCGCCCAGACAUGGCGCUCGGAGCCGCCGACCGCCCAGACAUGGCGCUCGGAGCCGCCGACCGCCCAGACAUGGCGCUCGGAGCCGCCGACCGACCAGACAUGGCGCUCGGUGCCGCCGACCGCCCAGACAUGGCGCUCGGAGCCGCCGACCGACCAGACAUGGCCCUCCGUGCCCCCGACCGACCAGACCUGGCGCUCGGAGCCGCCGACCGACCAGACCUGGCCCUCCGUGCCCCCGACCGACCAGACCUGGCGCUCGGAGCCGCCGACCGACCAGACCUGGCCCUCCGUGCCCCCGACCGACCAGACCUGGCCCUCCGUGCCCCCGACCGACCAGACCUGGCCCUCCGUGCCCCCGACCGACCAGACCUGGCCCUCCGUGCCCCCGACCGACCAGACCUGGCCCUCCGUGCCCCCGACCGACCAGACCUGGCCCUCCGUGCCCCCGACCGACCAGACCUGGCCCUCCGUGCCCCCGACCGACCAGACCUGGCCCUCCGUGCCCCCGACCGACCAGACCUGGCCCUCCGUGCCCCCGACCGACCAGACCUGGCCCUCCGUGCCCCCGACCGACCAGACCUGGCCCUCCGUGCCCCCGACCGACCAGACCUGGCCCUCCGUGCCCCCGACCGACCAGACCUGGCCCUCCGUGCCCCCGACCGACCAGACCUGGCCCUCCGUGCCCCCGACCGACCAGACCUGGCCCUCCGUGCCCCCGACCGACCAGACCUGGCCCUCCGUGCCCCCGACCGACCAGACCUGGCCCUCCGUGCCCCCGACCGACCAGACCUGGCCCUCCGUGCCCCCGACCGACCAGACCUGGCCCUCCGUGCCCCCGACCGACCAGACCUGGCCCUCCGUGCCCCCGACCGACCAGACCUGGCCCUCCGUGCCCCCGACCGACCAGACCUGGCCCUCCGUGCCCCCGACCGACCAGACCUGGCCCUCCGUGCCCCCGACCGACCAGACCUGGCCCUCCGUGCCCCCGACCGACCAGACCUGGCCCUCCGUGCCCCCGACCGACCAGACCUGGCCCUCCGUGCCCCCGACCGACCAGACCUGGCCCUCCGUGCCCCCGACCGACCAGACCUGGCCCUCCGUGCCCCCGACCGACCAGACCUGGCCCUCCGUGCCCCCGACCGACCAGACCUGGCAGGGUAUAUUGCCAGUAUUCCCCGAAGGCUUCCUGCUUCUGACCACACAGAUAUGGCAUCCUAUCCUGCUGACUGCACAGGGUUGUGUGCCAACACUUCCUGGAGGUUUCUUCCUGCUGACAGGCCUAACAUUACUCUCCCUGCUGCUGACCGCCCAGACAUGGCAACGAAUAGAGCCUGCAAUCCUUGGAGAUAUCGGCCAUUUCCCUUCUCCUCUAAUGAUUUCUGCCAACCAAACAAAAUAUUGAAACUGACAGCUGUACCAUAUAUAUUUACCUGUCCCCAAACCGAUACAGAAUUCACAGAACUCGAUGAAGCUGAAAUAGGGAACACUCAUCAGAGUGAACUAGCUUAUCAUUGUGACAGUACAAGAACUGUAUCUGAUGUACUAAGUAAAUCUAAAUAUUUGGAGAAAGGAUGCUCAAGAGAGAGAUCAACGAGUCAAAUAAACAUCACAAAUAAUGCAAAAUUACAAGAACCUUCCAUAAUAGGAAUUUUGAAGAAAGACUGGGCUUCAUCUGGAGAGAAUAUACAGCAAGAUGAACUCUACCCAAUUCUGGUUACAGGGGAAUGAAGUUUAUAAUAUGAAGGCUGCAAGCUGUAUGAGCUCUGCAGUGCAAUCCACUGAACAGAACACCACCAGAACACGGCUGUAGAGAACUGAUAACAGUAACCAAGAUGAUCUAGUGAAAGGAGGCGCUGCCAGAAGCAAACUUAUGAAACGGGUAAGAAUUUUUGAAGGUGUCUUGUGAAAAAUGUCUUGUUACCAUUAUUGUAAUGUAAUAUUUCUACUAGUUGAGAAUAGUCACUAUAGUAAUAAAAAUAUUCUCUAUAGUAAUAGUUUUUAGUAGUAAAUUGAACAUUACUGUAUAUAUGCAAAAAUUCAUAUUCUGUGACCUAUAAGUAAGAACUUAUACUAAUACAGUAUAUUGGUAAAGAUUACAAGUUGAAAACAGUCACAAUUUGGAAGAGUUUUUAAUGGUCAUUAUAUAAUUGUUUACACAGCAAUUCACAGAAUUCUCUCUUUCAGUAAGAACCUGUAUGUAAUAUUGAUCAAGAUAACCUGAAAAUGUCAUUAACACAAUUAGUAUUAAUGCUCAAUAAAUGUACAAUAUUUAUUGAAAAGUAAAAAUUAUUCUUUAUUAAAUUUGGUUUAUGGAAUAUAUCUAACAAUGAUUUGUUCUUGUUAAUUUACUUUUUCCAAAUUAAGUUUUGUCCUAUUAGCCAUCUGUGUUAUUACUUUCCUAUAAUUCACCGAUAGCCUUAAUAUAUGCCAUUUAGCGCUCUCGCCUUUCAAGUUUCUUGCAGGUGCUGCAAGUUCAUUAAUAAACCAGCAUUGAAUGUAAUGAAAUGCCUCUCUCUGGGGGUGGCUCCCUGAUGCUUCAGUUGAACCACAGGGGGAAUCUUCCCCCAGAAAAAUGGAUUUUAUUGCCAGUACUGUACUGUUUAAAUUUGUUAAUACAACACAAAGGGGUUACUUUGAUCUUCAGUUGGCCAGACCUCCAUGCAGUACACUUUUUUGGAGUUUUAAUGAUCCCAAACCUCUUGUAUAAAGAUUGGAGUAAAUAUAUUUUGCUUUGGUAUUCCUUGUUAUUUAGCAGAUGACGAGUCAAUAACAUGACUGAAGAUAUGAUGACUAAACCACACACCAGAAGAUGAGGAGACAAUGACUUUUUGGUCUGUCUUGGACCAUUAUCAAGUCUAAGUAAUGUUCAUUAUCAUUAAUGUUCAUCGGAGAGGAUGAGGUUCAUUUUUCCUCGGAAAGAUUCAAGGCAACUACAGAAGCACCAUAUUGUCCCCCGAGCUCAAAAUGGUAGCUAAGAGCCUUUGUGAGAAUAAGGAAGUAGUUGUCAGGAGAGGUGACAAGUUGCCAAUACAGUAUACGUUAUUCUUAAAGACGAACAUCUGGCAAAAAUGAACCUCCGCCUCUCUCAUCAAACUAAAUUCCAAAGGUAACGAGGGACACUAAAGCUGAAUUUAAAAUGAAGGUAAACUGACUGAUUGAAACUGUGAAUGCUAAGAAAUCUGAACUCCACCUGCCAAAGGUUAUCGGGGAAUAAAAACCUGGUUACGCAUGUGGGAAUGUAAAGACCCACAAGCUUGGAAACCCACUUCGGCUAAUCAUCAGCCAGAUACCCACAUCCACAUACAGACAGGCUAAGCGACUCAACUGCCUGCUGACACCUUAUGUGCCUUGUACUUUUAGCCUGAAGUCUCCAAAAGAAUUCGUUGACUUACUGCGGGAAGCACGGGCCACAGGGAUAAGAGCCUCUCUGGAUGUGGAGUCUCUGUUUGCCAACGUGCCUGUAGACGAAACGAUCAGGAUGAUGAUGGACAGUGUGAAUCGUAACCUGGCUUGUACCCCUUUGGACAUACCAGAAAGCAUACUGAGGAAGUUACUCAACGCCUGAACUAAAGAGGGACCCUUCUUGAGUACCGAUGAAGGCACCACCAGUCUCCUUGGUGUAGUGGUAAGACACUCACCUGGCGUCCCGCGAAGGCCUCGUCAUGGGUUCGUAUCCUGGCCGGGGAGGAUUUACUGGGCGCAAAUCCUUAACUGUAGCCACUGUUUAACUCAAAAGUAAAAUGUGUGCCUGGUUGUAAAAACGAUUCUUUGUGGGGGGUCGUAUUCCAGGGACUUGCCUGAAACACUACGCAUACUAGUGGCUGUACAAG
Molecule: messenger RNA, 4632 nt
Organism: Procambarus clarkii (red swamp crayfish)
Lineage: Eukaryota; Metazoa; Arthropoda; Malacostraca; Decapoda; Cambaridae
Source: RefSeq, a predicted model, not a curated record